AUGGAAAACACUUCAUUUAUCUUUUGUUAUUGUUUCUUUUCUCAAAAGGUGCCUACCCAAAAAAGAAGGUGUCUAGCAACUUUUUCUUCCGUCUUCUUCUUCUUUGGUUGUCAAAGUAACCACCGGAGGCGGUUACUAUUUCCGGUGAACAUCAAGGAGGCAACAGCCUCUUUCCCUUUCUCUUCCCCUUGUCGAUUGAAAUUGCAAAAUAGUCAUGAAAUCACUGAUCCAAAAUUGCUUCCUCUUUCCCUUUUCUUCUUCACAAAUUUCUGCCAAGCUACCACCGAAGUGGUUGGCUGUUACAUCAAGACCAAAGAGGGCAACAACCUGUCAAUUGAAUCAACCCAAACCUCCACCAGAUGUGGAGAUUUCCCUGCAAUCAAGAAGACAUCAAGACCUUCACGUUUUUCCCCUUCGUAUCUCAAAAGAAGAAGUCGAACACCCCCUCACCGGAGCUGCUAUCGCCGCACGUUUUUCCCCUUCGUAUCUCACUGCCGGAGCAAAAAGAGUGCAGCUUCGCUGCCUCUUCCCUUUUAUUUUGUUUGGACCAACCGAGUACCGGAGGUUUUCCCCUCCUCGCUAUCUCUUAGCCACCACCAGUACAUCCCUUGGCUGCCUUCGUUCGCCAGUCACAUCUCCGGUCUGAUGAUGACGAAGAUGAGGACCGAAGUCCCUUUUGUCAGUCCUCCUCUUUACGAUUGGCCUCCUCCACCGAGCCACCUGCUGCCGCCUUCGAUUUUUUAUCCCUUCGCUCGACGGAUGAGUCGCUGA
Molecule: messenger RNA, 771 nt
Organism: Lactuca saligna
Lineage: Eukaryota; Viridiplantae; Streptophyta; Magnoliopsida; Asterales; Asteraceae
Source: the annotation of a GenBank genome assembly